This is a messenger RNA of Penicillium canariense, 1047 nucleotides long. RefSeq lists its product as uncharacterized. Gene Ontology annotation, biological process: transmembrane transport. Bases 1 to 1047 code for a protein of 348 amino acids. Lineage: Eukaryota; Fungi; Ascomycota; Eurotiomycetes; Eurotiales; Aspergillaceae. Gene Ontology annotation, molecular function: transmembrane transporter activity. The transcript is spliced from 6 exons. The record is from RefSeq and is a predicted model, not a curated record.
AUGGAGCCUGAAAAGAACUCAUGUCAAGCCAAAGUCGAGAGUUCCUCGGACCUUCUGGAGCCGGAAGUAAACACAGACGAGUAUCCACAGGGCGUUAAACUGGGAUUCAUCAUAAUCGGUCUUCUCUUUUGUCUUUUCUUGUUAAACUAUCGUCGCAACGGCAAUACCAAAGUUGAUCAAGUCGGCUGGUACGGCUCAGCAUGUUUCUUGACUUUGGCUGCUUUCCAGUCCUUAUGUGGAAAGCUCUAUCGUUAUUGCAGUCUGAAGUAUACUUAUAUUGCCGCUGGACUAAUUUUUGAAAUUGGAAGUCUUAUCUGCGAAACAGGAACUGCCAGAAACAGGACGUCUCUUAUCAUAGGUCGGGCAAUAACAGGUAUUGGUGGCGCAGGGUUGUAUUGCGGUACCUACACAAUCAUCGCAUUUAUCGUGCCUCGGGAGAAGCGGAGUCAAUAUACUGGACUGGUAGGACUUUCAUACGCCAUUGAAAGCGUUGCAGGCCCUUUGAUCGGGGGCGCAUUCACGGAUUCCGUCAGCUGGAGGUGGUGGUACGGCAACGAGCCCCCAAAUGAAGGUGACCUUGGAUCACUCACCAUUCUUCAGCUUCUAUGUGAACCUUCCAAUCGAGAGAUUAUUCUACAAUUGGAUCUUCUCGGCGCUGCCUCGAUACUUGCGGUUUUUGUUUGCUUUCUUUUGGCCAUGCAAUGGGCUGGUGUAACUAAAGCUUGGGAUUCCGCUGCGGUUAUUGCAUGUCUAGUUCUCUCUGGCUUUCUUACCAUCGUCUUUUUUGGCAUUCAGUUCUGGAUGAAAGAGCGAGCAUCUCUUGUCCCCCGGAUCCUUGUCAAUCGGACAAUUAUUGGAAUCUCGAUCUUUGCAUUCUUCCAAAAUGGGGUCAAUUUCUAUUUUACUUAUUAUAUACCGGUCUUUUUCCAAUCCAUUGAUAACUAUUCGGCCGCACAAAGUGGGAUUUACAACUUACCUUUGAUCUUUGGAGCCUGUCAGUAUCAAAAACAAGAUUCUAAGGCCUUCUCAUCAAUCAAUGCAGACUAA